UCGUUCUCUGCAACUCAAAACCUCCUCCUCCUCAGCAGAGGCUCGAUUCGAUAAAGCCAAAAUGGCCGCCAACAGGAAGGAGCCGGAGGGAAUCAUGCUCCUCUCGGUCUACAACGACGACGAGGACGACGACGACAUGGACGACGCUGAAGACGACGACGACGGCGCCGGCGCCGACGAGCAGCCGCCGGAUCCGUGGGACGCCGUGGAGGCGGAGUUGGCGGGGAAGGAGAGCCCGCCGUAUGAGCUCGCGGAGGGCGAUCCCAUGGAGGCGAGCGAUGGGGAGGACGGCGGGGCUAGGGUUGGCAGCGAGAGAGGGGCGGCGUCGGCGGCGGCUAGCGAUUACGGUCACGAGAGCACUUUGACGGCGGAGGGCUCGACGCCGAGCCAGCGGGAGCAGCCGCCGCCGCGGCAGCAGGGGGCGGCGGUUUCCGUGGAGGCGAGGAGGAGGAGGACGAGGGAGAUGCUGAGCAUCGUGGAUUACGCGCACGAUGAAUUCGCGGUGUCUCCGGAAGCUGAGGAAGGGGAAAUAGACAGCGGCGGCAACUUUAUGCUUGAUGAAAGAUCCCAAAUGGGAAAUGCAGGUGAUUACCAAGAAGAGCCUACUCAACAAACUGUACAGGUUGUGUCACCAAAUAACCAAGAUAUUUCUCUAUCAUCUGGACAUACAGAGCCAUCACAACCUGAUGUUAGAAAUGUUACAGAAGCACAAGCCCCAGAAGUUGAAGAUUCUGCUAAGGUUUCUGACGAUAUUGAUCCGUUGGAUAAGUUUCUUCCCCCACCACCAACAGCCAAGUGCUCAGAGGAGCUGCAGGAGAGAGUGAGAAAAUUUAUUGCGUACAAAAGAGCUGGAAAAAGUUUCAAUGCUGAAGUGCGCAACAGGAAAGACUAUCGAAACCCAGACUUCUUGCUACAUUCAGUGAGAUAUCAAGAUAUUGAUCAGAUAGGAUCUUGCUUCCGCAAGGAGGUGUUUGAUCCCCAUGGUUAUGAUCCAAGUGACUAUUAUGAUGAAUUAGAGGUUGACAUGAAACGAGAAGCAGAAAGAAAGGAUCAAGAGAGGAAAAAGAGCCAGCAGGUCGAAUUUGUUGCUGGUGGAGUUCAAGCUGGAGCACCUGCUAUCUUGCCCAAAGUUAAUGUGCCUGUCGCAGGUGUUCCAACUGCCGCUUCUGGUGGCUUGCGACUGAGUGAUCCUACUGCUCGGGAUGGCCGGCAGAACAAAAAAUCAAAAUGGGAUAAGGUGGAUGGUGACAGGAAAAAUCCCCUGCCAUCAGGAGCACAGGAAUCUGUGUCCACUGUUGCUGCUCACGCUGCAAUGCUAUCUGCUGCAAAUGCUGGUGCAGGUUAUACAGCCUUCGCGCAACAGAGACGAAGAGAGGCAGAAGAGAGAAGAUCUGGCGAGAGGAAGUUGGAUAGAAGAUCUUGACGUCAAAAUUAAUUAUAGAAGCAUCAGGUUGACUUUCUUUAUCAAUCCUAGUAGAGAUCGCUAAGGAUUCCGAGAUCAGAUCGAAUCCUGCUGGACAUCGUGCAAUACUAAUCGUGUACCUUCAUUUUUUUUCUUCCUAACUGAAGGAGAUAAUGUUCUUAUACACAGUGUUAAGUUCUCAUAUGUAAAGCAAAAAUUUUCCAGAGAUGUAUUGUUGGCGUGUUUGAUCUCUCUCUACCAGACACAGAUUUCUUCCUUCUGUCCUGUAUUCGUGAAAUAAUUUGUCCAUUCACUUAGAAGAUGGAAAUAGUCAUGAAGCUUAAGAAGCAAUUUCUUUGU
Eucalyptus grandis is the source of this 1762-nucleotide messenger RNA. Its product is annotated as SAP30-binding protein. NCBI's taxonomy places the organism in Eukaryota, Viridiplantae, Streptophyta, Magnoliopsida, Myrtales, Myrtaceae. Gene Ontology annotation, biological process: regulation of DNA-templated transcription. The transcript has 8 exons. Gene Ontology annotation, cellular component: nucleus. The record is from RefSeq and is a predicted model, not a curated record. The coding region runs from base 62 to 1423 and encodes 453 amino acids.